AUGCUCAAAAAAAUCAAAAUGGAAAGAAGAGUCCAGAGCUCGACCGUCUAUGGAGACGCUUUCGAUAUGUGGCGCGACUACAUGAACCUAUGCAGUCUGCUGCAGCAGAGACGGGAGGCGGAUCACCGAGGAGGAACCAACGGGGAGCCAAAGAAGGACACUGAACCGCAGUGGAACUUGUUCCGGAGCUCCAGGGGCUUCAAUUGGGUAUGGCAAGCUUCGACUGAAUUGACGCCACUGCGGAGCUCAUCUCGGAGGACGAGCUCCUGCAGGAGCUCCGCGGAGACCAGCAGCUCGGCCGGCAGCCCGUCGGACAGCAGCAGCAGCAGCAGCAGCAGCAGCAGCAUAGGGAUCCCUGCGGACUACUGUCGCUUCUGCAAGCAGAACGGGGAGUCUGCGCAGGUUUUCCGCUCACACGCCCUGAAGUCGGAGGAGGGGAAGGUCGUGUGUCCCAUCCUGAGGAGCUACACCUGUCCCAUCUGCGGGGCCACCGGGGACCGGGCUCACACCCGCAAGUACUGUCCCCAGAAGGCUGCGAGGAUGCCGCCCGGGUUCAAGUUCUGGUGACCUGGAGGCAUGUCUGACGACGGCAUGACUUGACUGUACAUAAUUAGGCUACCUGAAAUGUUCAGGGGGAUGUGUUAAGCCUGAAUUAUGGUUCCGCAGAACCAUAAAUCAGCCUUUACAUUUGACAGCUGUAUUUGUUGUAUGUAGGUUUUAAUGUUUACACACAGUACUUCCGAUUCAGAGCUGGUUCGUGUGUUUGAUUUAAAACAUGUUUUCACACAUCAUCAUUUUACUGGAAACGGUCCGGUC
Cololabis saira (Pacific saury) is the source of this 816-nucleotide messenger RNA. RefSeq names its product nanos homolog 2 (gene nanos2). Gene Ontology annotation, biological process: oogenesis; negative regulation of translation. The record is from RefSeq and is a predicted model, not a curated record. Gene Ontology annotation, cellular component: perinuclear region of cytoplasm. The transcript is spliced from 2 exons. The coding region runs from base 1 to 567 and encodes 188 amino acids. Gene Ontology annotation, molecular function: zinc ion binding; mRNA binding. Lineage: Eukaryota; Metazoa; Chordata; Actinopteri; Beloniformes; Belonidae.